UCGUUUUCCCAUUAUAUUUUGGUUGGAAUGAGGAAGAAAAGAACGGAAAUUUGUUUGCGUAACCAACCACUCUCACCGAUUGGUUUCAUCCUUCAAUAGCAAUUGCAAUAAUUAUUAUUAAUAUUAUUAAAAAAUUAAUAAUCGCUUCCCUCGAUUUCCCAGUACCCACUUCCCCUCCACCAUCUAUUCUAUAUCCUCAUUUCAAUCGCAUCUUCAUCUUCAUCGCCAUCCUCAUCUCGUAUUCUCUAGAUCUCUCUCUCUCUCUCCCCCUCUUUUCUUUACGUUUCGCUGGAAGGUUCUAAAAGAUCAUUCUUGAAUCUUGAUGCUCCUGUUUGGUCUGGUUUCUUUCCCGGCGAUUCUCUUCUAGAAGUCUAUUUAAUUUCAAUCUGGAGGUUUGAAGUGGAUAGCAUUGUGGGUGCUUUCCCGAUAAUCCAAAGGGUGGAAUAUCAAGGUGGCGAUGGAUUCCACUUGCUGUUUCUGCUUCUCAUGUUGAGUUUGUUUGGAUCUUCACAAGAUAUUUGGCGGAAGCUUCCUUUCAUUUCUUAAAAGACGUGUUACCUAAGCUUGGUAGGCAUUCAACUGGGUAAAAUGUUGGGGGGCAACAAUGGAAAUCCUGUUCUUCCUGUUUUCCUGGACGAUGCUCACAUGCAAUAUCAAACUAAUGCAGCAAAUCAACUGCAGCUGUUUGGGAACUUACCUGCUGGUUGUAGUGUUGAUCCAGUUAAUUACUUCGGAAAUGAGCAUAUUAGUUCUAUGGUUCGGCCAACCAGACAAACCAGGGAAAUAGAUGACAUGUCCAAGCAGCAAAGGCUUCAGAUUUCCUUAAAUUACAACUUCGGUCAAGAUGAACCUGAUCGAUCGGCAAGUAUUCCAAACCUAAACCCAAAUCCAAAUCCAAAUCCAAAUCCAAACCCUGUGUCAACAGGAUUGAGGUUGUCCUAUGAUGAUGAUGAGCGUAACUCAUCUGUCACUUCUGCAAGUGGAAGCAUGACGGGCGCACCUUCAAUUGUAUUAUCCCUUGGUGACAGUAUUAGAACUGAGCUUGAUAGACAGAAGCAAGAAUUGGACCAGUAUAUUAAACUUCAGAAGGAACAAUUGUCAAAAGGAUUGAGAGACAUCAAACAAAAGCACAUGGCAUCUCUUCUUACUGCCAUUGACAAAGGCGUAAGCAAGAAGCUAAGGGAAAAAGAUAUGGAGAUAGAGAACAUGAACCGUAGAAAUCGAGAACUAGCAGAGAAAAUAAAGCAGGUAGCCAUGGAAGCACAAAACUGGCAUUACAGAGCCAAGUACAACGAGUCGGUUGUGAAUGUUCUAAGGAACAACCUCCAGCAGGCUAUCUCACAGGGAGUUGAACAAGGGAAAGAAGGUUUUGGGGACAGUGAGGUUGAUGAUGCUGCCUCAGGCAUUGACCCCAAUAACUUGCUGAGCAUCCAUGGCGUGCCGAUGAAAUCUACUGGAAAGAAGCAGCAAGGCUCGGAGGAUCACAUGAUUUGCAGGUCAUGCAAGGCAAAGGAGGUUUCAAUGUUGUUAAUGCCUUGUAGGCAUCUGUGCUUGUGUAUGGACUGUGAUGCUUUUGUCAGUGUUUGUCCUGUAUGCCAAAUGAUGAAAUCUGCUAGUGUCCAAGUGUUUCUUUCUUAACCUACAAAAGGGUAAGUACUUAAAAAAAGGGGGCGAAAAUGAAAAAUGCAAGGAAAACACAUCAUCCUACCGUCUCUGUGACUGUUGUGUGAUAUCUGCUAAUUUAUGAAACUUAUGAGUGAACUUGUCAACAUAUCACUUGACUUCAAAAGAUGUUACUAUCCAAUUUGCUUUGUCAGAUCA
Messenger RNA from Neltuma alba, 1821 nucleotides. Its product is annotated as probable BOI-related E3 ubiquitin-protein ligase 3. Lineage: Eukaryota; Viridiplantae; Streptophyta; Magnoliopsida; Fabales; Fabaceae. Bases 589 to 1638 code for a protein of 349 amino acids. The transcript has 5 exons. The record is from RefSeq and is a predicted model, not a curated record. Gene Ontology annotation, molecular function: ubiquitin-protein transferase activity.